AAUAUUUGUAGCGCGUUUUUAGAUCUUUUGUCCCUCAGCGGACACCGUCGACUUGUUCCAAACAUUGCUGUCCCACCUGGAUUGUUUAUGAUGUGUACAUGAUGCGUUCAAGUGAGGUUUGUUCAUGUGUUAAACGUAUGAGAUGUCCGUGCUGCGCAGAGCUAAAACAUGGGAAAUAUCUGAGUCUGAAGGAAGCGACGCUGAGACAAUAAACCGCGAUGCCCGCAGUCAGACAGUGACAGUCAGCGCAGCUUUAACAGAGGACCAGAGCUCAGACCAAACCUGUGAAACUCUUCCAUCGUCAGCGACAAACAGCGAGUCCAGUCAGACUCCUGCUGCUCUGUCUCCCCCGCGACCAGACGGACGCGGCACGCCGAGUCCCGCAAGGAAACGCCGCACCAAGGAGGAGAUAGAGGCGGACAGACAGGCAGCCAGGGAGAGGAGGGAGGCGAGAGAGAGACAGAGAGCUGCAAGAGCCCGGGAGAAGGAGGAGAGGAGACAGGAGCAGCAGAAGAGGAGAGAGGCUGCGGAGAACCUGAGGAGUCUCCGGCCGGAGAGCUGCCUCAAGCGGCUGACUGUCUGCGUGGACCCAGCUCUUCUCCAACAGGAUGGCUCAGACAUCUUGCUGGGCACCCUGGCUGCCUUCGAGUGGAGGUUUAGCAUCGAGAGCCAGCAGCUCCCACGCAGCAUCACCUGGACCAGAGAUUUACUUCAGCAGGGAGAAGAUGGCAAGAGCUCGGUGGAGGAGGAACAAGUGCUUCUGGUGCUGGAUCUGACUGACUUCAUGGACAUCGUGGUCUCUGUAAAGAAAAUGCUAGACAGUGAAGGCGAGGAGGCGGGGUUGGGUUCUUACCUCUGUGCUCUCUUGGAGUGUCUCAACCGGGAUGCAAAGAAGGUGGUCACACUCUUAGUGACAGACUCUGAGCCAGACUACAGGACCAAUGCUGGUAGUGUAUAUUUACUAGAUGAGACGCUACAAUCCAAACUGGGGAUGGAGGCUCUGGACAUCGAGGAGGUUCUCGUGUACCUACAGCUCUACAAGAACAUCUCACUGGUCUUCCUGGAUGGCUGGCAGGAGGUUACUAACCACGUCUGUGCUGUCACUAAGGCCUUAUCAAAGCGCCCUUUCAAACUGCUGACGGAGCGAGCAGAGCUGCCCUUCUGUGUUGAUGGUUCAUGGGCCAGCGGGUCUCGGGUGGAGAGGGACGGCUCGGGGCUGUUUCAGGUCUGGAACAAGCAGAUCCAACAGCUGAACAGAGUGAGCCCCGCUGUGGCCACUGCUGUGACUGUAGCCUACCCAUCUCCUCAGCUGCUGCUGCAGGCAUAUCAGAGCUUGGGGUCGGAGGAGGAGAGAAAGGGGCUGCUGGCUGGUCUCUUAGUGAAAAGCGGUGGUAAGGAGAGGCGAAUAGGACCGGAGAUAUCGGCCAGAGUUUACCGUUGUCUCACAGCCCAAAACCCCCAGCUGGUCCUGGAUUAAUUUAUCCACUUGAGAAUGAGGUGGAUGGAUGUCAGCAAGGAUUAAUCUGGCUUCUAAUGACACCUCAUCACUGCUUGGCUGCUAAUGUUAAUGUUUACAAGCUAAAAAUAUGCCUUAGAUAUCAUGUUCACCUUCUGGUAAAACACUAUUUAUUCUCCUCUAGGCUUCAACGAAUAGUACUUAGUAGACUAAGAAAUGAUAUGAUGUGUAUUAAAUGUUUGUAUAUUUUGAAACAACAUUCUGUUUGUGUGUGUAUAUGCAAGACUGUGAGCGGGAUCUAUGAACUACAUGAAGUGUUAUGUUUAUGUAUGAAAUGAGUCUAUAAAAAUGAGCUGCAUCACAA
Molecule: messenger RNA, 1820 nt
Organism: Larimichthys crocea (large yellow croaker)
Lineage: Eukaryota; Metazoa; Chordata; Actinopteri; Sciaenidae
Gene: eme2
Product: essential meiotic structure-specific endonuclease subunit 2
Exons: 8
Coding region: 143-1477 (444 amino acids)
Biological process (GO): double-strand break repair; mitotic intra-S DNA damage checkpoint signaling; replication fork processing
Cellular component (GO): nucleus; Holliday junction resolvase complex
Molecular function (GO): DNA binding; crossover junction DNA endonuclease activity
Source: RefSeq, a predicted model, not a curated record